AUGCUUACUUACAAUGAAAUUCUUGGCAUAAUAUACCUGUAUAUGAUUGGAUUUGGAUUCCUAGGCAAUUGUAUUCUCCUAUUCCUAAAUAUCUUUAAUUUCCUCAUUGCUCAUAGAACAAAAUCUAAAAGCCUAAUUAUCAUUCAUUUGGCUUUUUCCAAUAUUAUGUCACUACUCUUCAGGGGACUGCCCGCUACCACAAGACUUUGGAGGGUGAAAUGUUUACUGGAUAACUUUGGGAUUACAAUAAUAACACAUAUUCAGAUAAUAACUUGGAGUCUAUCUAUGGGUAGCACCUGCCUUUUGAGUACUUUCCAGGCCAUUUCUCUUAUUCCUAACAAUUCCAAAUGUUCACAGCUCAAGACAAGAACACCAAAAUUCAUUAUUUUGUACCUUCUUCUUUUCUGGGUCUUCAAUUUGCUUUUAAAUGAGGUAGGAUUUCUUCAAAACAUUGUUCCAAAGAAUAUCACAGAUAUUAAUGAGGGAUGCAACACUGGGUAUAGGAGAAUGGAUGUACAUAAUAAGAAUCAUAUGAAAAUUAUAAUCAUUUUAUGUGUCUAUGAUGCAUUAUUUAUAUGUCUAAUGAUCUGUUCUAGUGGCUAUAUGGUCUUAAUAUUAUACAGACACAAGAAGCAUGUUAGGCAUAUUCAUAGUAAUAGUGUCUCCAUAAAACUAUCCCCUGAAACCAGAGCAACCCUAGCUAUCCUGUUUUUGGUGUGUACCUUUGUUUUGUUUAAUACACUCAGUCCUAUUUUUAUUCUGUAUAUGUUCCAUUUUAAGUACACAAAUAAUUGGAUGAUACAUAGCUCAGUCAUUCUCUCUGUGUGGUAUCCAGCAGUUAGUCCUUUUAUUCUGAUAAUCAUUGAUAAUCAGAUCCCCAAAACCUGUACUCAUUGA
Messenger RNA from Monodelphis domestica (gray short-tailed opossum), 897 nucleotides. Its product is annotated as vomeronasal 1 receptor monDomV1R1263. Gene Ontology annotation, biological process: G protein-coupled receptor signaling pathway. NCBI's taxonomy places the organism in Eukaryota, Metazoa, Chordata, Mammalia, Didelphimorphia, Didelphidae. Gene Ontology annotation, molecular function: pheromone receptor activity. The record is from RefSeq and is marked provisional. Gene Ontology annotation, cellular component: membrane.